Messenger RNA from Drosophila biarmipes, 2252 nucleotides. Its product is annotated as proton-coupled folate transporter. Lineage: Eukaryota; Metazoa; Arthropoda; Insecta; Diptera; Drosophilidae. Bases 13 to 1584 code for a protein of 523 amino acids. Gene Ontology annotation, molecular function: transmembrane transporter activity. The transcript has 9 exons. Gene Ontology annotation, cellular component: membrane. Gene Ontology annotation, biological process: transmembrane transport. The record is from RefSeq and is a predicted model, not a curated record.
UGAACUGCAGAGAUGGACGAGAGCCCUCAUGCCCAUGAAAAUCUGGUUGCCAAAGCCCAGAGAUCCGCUGCUAGAGAUCCUGAGUCUAAUAGCAUAAGGAGCGAGGAGAGUCUGGGUGGAAGCCUUAAAUCGGAUGUGCCAGUCAUUGCCGAGAACACGGAACUCCCAGGAGAUCCUCCGGCGUCAAACCACCAAUCACCGUGUAUAUAUCUACUCGAGCCCUUCAUUUUAGUCCUGCUUUUUGCGUACAACUUCUCGUCCACCGUUUUGAAGAAUGAAGUCAUAUACCAGAGCUGCACAGCGGGUUUCGGUUAUCCUGAUAGCAUUUGCCAGCUGCUGGGUACUAAGAAUGCAACGAAUGAGACAAAGAGAAUUGAGGAGCUGGUGCAACCAUAUGCUGCCCGGGUGACUUUGGCAAUGAGGCUAGUGGAGUGUUUCGUUCCAGCUUUCUGUGGACUCUUUGCCGGAUCCUGGGCGGAUCGCUAUGGCCGCAAGCCUCUGCUCAUGGGCUCUUUUCUAGGCUACGGCCUGCAGUAUCUCAUUUCAGCUGCAAUAUCUUACCGUGCCAUGCAGACUCACGGCCUGGUUAGUCCCUGGUGGUAUGUGCUCUCCAUUGUGCCACUCUCCUGCUUGGGAAGCAGUGUCACCUACUCCGUGGCCGCUGUUUGCUUCAUCAGCGAUGUCUCGGAGGGCCGAGUUCGAUCUUAUAGGUUGAUCGCCUACGAACUGGCCAUAUAUGUGGGCCUGUUCCUUGGUAGCUUCGGUUCAGGUUACGCCUAUGAGGACACCAAUUCCUACAUUGUUUUUAGUAUUUCCGCCUUGGCCAUUUUCGCGGCUCUCUUCCUGAUGACGGCUCUUCUUCCGGAGAGUUUGCCACUCAGGAACCGAACACAACCAACCUCAACGGCUGGCAGUAGUGUGUUCUCUCUACUGAAGAACUUGUGGAGCACCUGCACGAAGCCCCGGGAGCACAAGAAUCGCUUUAUUUUGCUCACCAUUAUGGUAGUGCUGUGGCUUACCGCCUUUGUCUCAGAUGGUAGCAAUUCUGUGUUCUACAAGUUUAUGAGGAUCAAGUUCCAUUGGACCGUGAAGCAGUUUACCGAAUACGAGACGGUGAGCAUUUUGGUUCCUGCAGUGGCCGGUUCCGGUGGAGUUCUCUUCCUUUGGUCCCUGAGGAUGUGCACUAAAUCGGCUGUUCUGUGGCUGGCCUUGGUAUCCCUUCUGAGCCACUGCUCCAGCAGCCUUAUGAAGGCUUUUGCCCUGGUGAGCUGGCAGAUCUAUGUGGCCAUAGGACUGGGCGUGUUCAAGUCCCUUGUGAAUCCCAUGUGUCGCACCAUGAUCACCAAUCUGCUGCCUGCUGAUGAAAGGGGUAAAAUCUUCGCCCUCCUUGGUGUCCUGCAAGCUCUCUCCCCCUUAAUAUCAUCCACUCUGUGCGUUGCGAUAUACACCCGUACAUUGGACACCGAGCCGGGUAUUUUCAACGUGUUUAGCGCCUUUCUCUAUGGCAUAGCCAUUAUUCUCCUGGGCAUUGUUUGGCAUCAGAAGUCGAGAAAUCAGGUGUACUACGAACCGGUCUUUAAGUGAUUGAUCGUUCUGUCCAAAGUGCAGAAGAAGAGUGGAAGAAAGCGCCGGUCAUGCUGAAGUUUGGCUAUCAGUUAAGCCGGGACUCCCCCACCUACCUCUCAACGCAAAAUCCAAACCUAUUUACAUAUUCGAUUGUCAUUCAGUCUUAUACAAAUGUGUGAAGCUUGGGGAAUUGUUGUAUCGCUUACCCCCGACUUUGCUUAUCUUUCGCGAUCUCACUUUCCCUUCCCCUGGGAAACAUUGUUUAAUUACAAAACUCAAAAUAUUUUCUCAUUAACAAAAGUAUGGGUUAUUAUUGCCGCAAGCCUGUGGCGUGUGCGCAGUCACUUGACAAUUUUUACGGAAUAUAUAUAAAAAUAUUAAGACUGUGCAUCCGUUUGUGGGCCCAAUGAUUGGUGCUAACCAGAGAUUUGAGCAAAUGCUAAUUCCACUUGCUAAUUUAAAAUUAGUCGCCAGGUUUUUUACACCCUUGAUCGAGAUCGGUCUUUGAGCGGUAUAAGCAAAACACCGAAUGGAACUCAAUUUACGCACGAAUUUAGUGGCCCAACAGAGCGCAACGAAAUCCCUGGAACUCCACAUGGUUUGUAUCAGACCAUAUCGCAUGAACUGUCAUCAGACCAAUUAAAAUUAAUAUAAAAUAAUUAUUGGAAGCAAAAACAAUUAAAACA